UUCGACUCGGAGGUUGCAAGCUCAGUCAUUCAAUUGCUUACACCCAAACAUUUGUCUUGUUCUGUUCGCAAUUGAGAACCAUGGAUGACUUGUGCCAACUUGUUUCUCGAUGGCUAGGCAGCCUACGGUGAGGCGCUCGCUAGACGCUCAUCCUCUUGGGUCCCCUCCUGCCUUGUCACGACAUUGAAACAUUUCUGCCAUCUUGAAUGCCCUCAACAGAAGCACGGCUUAUGCGAGACGAAUUAGUGCGAUUGUCGCCACAUUGAAAGUCCACUCGACAGUCAACACUUGAUUACCGUCCUGAAUAGCCGAUUACGAAGAUGAUUGCCAAGCUCACCAAGUGGUAGUGGUACUACUCUUAAAAUACCCACCUAUAGGUUGGGGCGCUUCAUCACCAUGGCAAAAAUGGCUUCGUUCCCCUCAGCAUUCAACCGAGUCAAGUUGUUUCAAUGUUGCCUCCAGCUCUUGCCACGGUAGUUGAGACUGCACUCCUACCUAGUCAGUCCUCUCCUCGCAGGCCUUGUCACCUUCUCGCCAUACUGGUAGGUAGUAGUGCCACUCCCCACGUCAUUAUUGAUAUCAUGUCCCCAAAUGGUGCCGAGGUUCCCCCGCUAGCGGAGAAUUUUGGAACCGUGGGGCAUGGGAAAGAUGGAGAAAUUCAAUUACCGAGUGGAGGCGAAGAGAUGAGCCAGAAUCGGCUUCCUAAAGGGGUGAACCUAUGGGCAGGCCCUGGGGUUUACUACUAAAAGAAACCUCCCUGUUUUGAUCCCCCGAUGCUAUCCAUGGACCGGCCAGCUCCUUCCAGACUGCCCACCCACUGCAGCCGCCUCGGAUUUUGUUAAUCAUGCAGCUCCCCAGGCAUUGUCUCGCCUCGCUGUUCUUUGCGGCCCUGGCCUACUCGGCACCCUCUGCAACAAAGACAAAGGCCUGCACGGAAUCCGCUUUUGGAGGUGCUCUUCCCCAGGAGGCAUCCAUUGUGAGCGUCGAUGCUGUCCCUGCUGGCGGACAGUAUGGAGAGGGCUCCCGGAACCCGGCUUACCCCAAAAUACCGACGAAUCUGCCCGAGCUGUGUGCUGUGGUUGUGAACGUGACCAGCUCACCCAUCUCUUCGUACCGGUUUGGCGUUCUCCUACCGACCGCUGAUGCGUGGAACAAGGGUUUCUUGGCGGUCGGUAACGGCGGCUUUUCAGGCGGAAUCAACUGGAUAGAUGCAGCCGUGGGUCCUCGUUACGGCUUUGUGGGAGUAUCUACAGACACGGGUCAUAACUCGACAUCCGGCGACGUCACUUGGGCAACAAACGACGAGACGAAGCAAGACUGGGGCCACAGAGCUAUCCACGGUGCUGCAACGCUCGGGAAGAAGAUGGCAGAGGCCUACUAUGGGGCCCCGGUUGAUCACAGUUACUACUCGGGCUGUUCUACGGGUGGAAGGCAGGGGCUCAAAGAGGCACAGUUGCACCCUGAGACUUUCGACGCUCUCCUCAUCGGGGCUCCUGCGUGGUGGACAAGUCACUUGCAGACGUGGACUCUUAGGGUCGGAGCCCUCAACCAGCCAGCCGAUGCGCCGCACCACAUUCCUGUUCAGAAGUUUUCAUUGAUUGCCCAAGAAACGCUGGAGCAGUGUGAUGGAGCUGACGGCGUGAACGACGGCAUCAUCAGCCAGCCGGAGAAGUGCAACUUGGACCUGAACACCCUACUCUGUACAUCAGGCACCGUCAACUCUACCUGCCUCACCAAUGCGCAGAUCGAGACUGCGAACAAAGUCCACGCAGACUACAUCGCUGAAGGACGCUUCGCCUUCCCGGGGCUGUCCAUUUCGGCCGAGACCCUUUGGGCUUUUCUCCUGGGCGCCUCUGAGCCUAGCUCGUACGGUACACAAUACGUACAGUAUAUGCUACUGAAUGACCCGACAUGGAGGUGGCAAGACUACACCGACGAGAUCGUCUGGCGCGCGGACCGGGAAAACCCUGGCAACGCUUCCGCUACUGCCUAUAACAUGUCUGCAUUCCGCGACAAGGGUGGGAAGAUCAUCAUGUACCAUGGAAUCGCCGACGGCCUGAUUCCUACUGGGAGCUCACACUACUUCUACCAGCAGGUAGCGAAUGCCACUGGGGGUAUUUCCCCCCUGCGUGAUUGGUUCCGCUACUAUGACGUUCCUGGCAUGGGACACUGCAGUGGCAGUAGCUACAAUGCUCCGUCCUACUUUGCGGGCGCGAACCAGGCAGAAAAUCUCGGCACCUCUGGCUACUCGGUCCCCGGUUUCUCGGACGCCAAGCACGACGUGCUGCUGGCUCUAACCCAGUGGGCCGAAAAGGGAGAGACCCCUGAAUCGAUCAUCGCCACGGCAUGGAAGAGUGUGAACAAUCCUGCCUCUGGCGUCUUGAAGCAAAGACCGCUGUGCCCAUUUCCCGAGGUUGCAAAGUACGAUGGAAAGGGAGAUUUAAACGCGGCGGAGAGCUGGACCUGCCAGUAAACAUUCAACUGCUGGUCCGCCAGAUAUGUACUUGGCUAGUGGAAGAUAUACUUCCUCACUUGCUUGAUCAUUUCGACGAUUAUAGCUUAGUCUGAGACUAUGUGAUAGUUUGAGGUGUGUAAUCGCAAGCACAUUCGAUAAGAGCAGAGAGCUUUUGAACGCAUGCAAUGAUUUACGAGUGAUAAAUAUUUUUUACAAGUUGAAAG
Pyricularia oryzae 70-15 is the source of this 2679-nucleotide messenger RNA. Its product is annotated as feruloyl esterase B. The coding region runs from base 845 to 2473 and encodes 542 amino acids. The transcript has a single exon. Lineage: Eukaryota; Fungi; Ascomycota; Sordariomycetes; Magnaporthales; Pyriculariaceae. The record is from RefSeq and is a predicted model, not a curated record.